AUUGUCUGUCUAAACGUCAUAGCUGUCUACAACCAUGUUUUAAAAAAAAUAUAUAUCACAUUUUCCCUGACAAUCAUCCAUUCCUUUACCACAGUCCUGUUAGCAUCUGUCUAAAUCUGCAAGGAUUCAGUUCCUGAAAUGUGACUUCUUCUUUCUAAUCCUCCCUCAUCUGGAAUGAGGUAAAGACAGCCUGUAAAAAAAAAAGCAUGUUAGAUGUGAUUCUGAGCACGCUCUCUUGACUCUUGGAGGGUUUCAGGUGUUCUGCUGCCUUUGCAUGUUGGUUUACAACAAAUAUGGAUAAAGUCACACCAACCACAGAGGAUUAUUGGUUUUUUGAGGAUUAUGACAACUUCACCUCGCCCCCUGAUGCUUCCAGGAGUCGUGCAGUCCCCUGCUUUCAGGAAGACAUCUACAGUUUUGCACAGAGUUACUCUCCUGCCAUCUACUGCCUGGUGUUUCUCCUGGCUUUCCUGGGCAACAUCCUUGUGCUGUGUGUGAUCCGCCGCUACCGUAACUCUCAGAGCGGAGGGUCAUGUGCCUUUUCUCUGACUGACACCUUCCUCCUUCACCUGGCCAUCUCUGACCUCCUGCUGGCCUUCACCCUGCCCCUGUUUGCAGUGCAGUGGGCUCACCAGUGGGUGUUUGGUGAGGCUGCAUGCAAGAUCUCUGGCGCCCUCUUCACCCUGAACCGCUACAGUGGCAUCCUCUUCCUCGCCUGCAUCAGCUUUGACCGAUACCUGGCCAUCGUUCACGCUGUCAGCUCUGGAUGGAGGAGGAACACCUUUCAUGCCCAGGUUGCGUGUGCUCUCAUAUGGGUGUGCUGCCUGGGCCUGAGCGCAGUAGACAUUACCUUCAAACAGGUGGAUGAGGUAAAUACUGUAGGCGAACACAAGGUGCUGCUGUGUCGGUUGUUGUUCUUAGAGAACUCCACACAGUGGCAGGUGGGGCUGCAGAUGGUCAGUGUGAUUCUGGGUUUUGGGCUCCCUCUUUUGAUCAUGCUGUACUGCUACAUCCGCAUCUUCAGGUCUCUGUGCAACGCCACCCGCCGCCAGAAACGCAAAUCCCUCCGCCUCAUCAUCUCCUUAGUGUCUGUAUUUGUCAUCUGCUGGGCACCUUACAACUGCUUCCAGCUGAUAGACAGUCUGCACAGGCUGAAUUUGGUGAAUGGAGGUUGCCAGUUUGGCCGAGUGGUGGACAUUGGGACUCUUAUCACUGAGAGUCUGGGACUGUCGCACUGUGCCCUGAACCCGCUGCUGUAUGGCUUUGUGGGGGUGAAAUUUAGAAAAGAGCUGGCCAGAAUGUGUAAAGGGCUGCUGGGACAGAGAGGCUGGCUGGGGAUGAAGGGAUGGAGGGAGGGGAGGAAGAGAAAACCCACAGGAUCUUUCAGUUCUGCAGAAAGCGAAAACACCUCCUUCUCUGUCAUGGUGUGAAACUAUUAAGAAAGACCAGAAAGAAAGAUGCAGAUGAGGGGGAGAUAUGUGUGUGUAAAGAAUGUUCACUUUAAAUUUCUCUAUGGGGGAACUUUUCUGUCUGAGAUGUAUUUCUUUCACUGCUGCUCUGCCAUCUUGUUGUUGGUUUAGUGCAGAUUACCACAUGUUAUUUUGUUAUUUGUUACUCCUCUUUUCAGGAUUACUGUCGUAAACUCAUAAUGUGAGGGUGGAUAAUUACAAUAGAACGCUAUAUCCAACAUGCUUAUGCUGUCAUGUAAAUUUCUUGCAAAAACAUACUCAUCUUGUUUUUUGUCCACAAGUCAAAUCUUGUGAAACAUCUGGAUUUCUUCAUACUCUGAGAAAAGCUUGCUCAGCAGUUCAGGUGAAGACUGUGGCUUAAGAAGUCAGAUCUGUGUCACUUUCUUACAUUCAGGGCAUUUUCCUCCUUGGAUUCCAUGCGAAUGUGGCUUUGAAGAAUAAAAAAUAAGAUUCAGCUUUUAAAUAGUUCAAACAGUUGAUAUUUUGAAAUUUUGUAAAUGUUGACAUUCCCAUUUAUUGUUUAUUUUUUGUAUGAUCCAGUUCUCUAGCUGUGUGCUUUAAAACAGAACUCAAAAGUGGAAAUGAAAACAAUGAAUCAUUUCGAAUGUUGUGUAAAAACAAGUAAAAUGUCUUGUUCAAAUAUUUAUAACAAGUUCUCUGGAAGUUUUUCUUUUAUCCAACACAACAUGCAGCUGCUAAGACAGAGCUCAUUGUGGAGAAAAAUAAAACAGUUCUUCUAAUCUAAGAGAGCUGCUGCAAUGUACACGGUGUGUUGUUCUAUGUAAACACUAAAACUCCAUUACUAGUGUGGACAAUACAUAUAGGCAUUUGUGAGCACAUGCAUUUCAAAGUAAAACAUUUUAUUCUCUAAAUGGCCCCUUCAGUGUAACAUUUUUAUCUGCAAUAUUUUUUUUACUAAUUUCUUACACUUUGAUAUAAAUAACGUUUAAAUGAAGUCAGUGAAUGAGCAUCGGCUAAUAGUUUGUUUGCUUUGGAUAUUUUUUAACCAAUAAAAAUGUAUCAUUUGUUUAAAAACAUUUUGUUUUCAUAAUUUAAUAUUCAACAUGUAAAAUAGUUACCAAAUCUGAUUAUCAAACAACUUAAACUAAAAUGUAGGACAAAGGAAGCAGUGGUAGAAGUGUAAUACAAUUUUAAGGUAAGGUAACAUCAUCAAUACAAGAAUGUACUCAUUACAUUUAAAAGUCCUGCUUUUGAAAUCUAAAGUUAACAUCAAAUUGAGAGUACUUUUUAGUUUUUUUAUUUAUCUGUGGAGUUUCUCUGAUUCUCUGAUUUAUUUGUUCCUGAGGUUUUGAGAUGUUGGAUAUGAUUUAUCUUUAGGAUGCAAUGAGUUAUUUUGAUGAAACCAUUUUUUUUAAGGAAACAAACUCAUACACAUCUGUAAUAUAGGCUAAGUGGCAUCAAAAACAAUUAUUUUUUCAGAUGUAAAAUAUUAAAAUCAUAAGCAACUUUUGAAAACAUCUGCCAAAUUGAUUUAGGGAGGUAAUAUUGUUUUUAAAUGUAGGCUUAAGGAAGUAGAUAAAUAAGUAGCACAGGAUGGAAAUGCCCAUAUCAAUAACUAAAACCUGCAAUUCCCUGGUUGUGUCAAACCAUAAUAAAAUGUAUACCACUAUUA
This is a messenger RNA of Labrus mixtus (cuckoo wrasse), 3102 nucleotides long. RefSeq names its product chemokine (C-X-C motif) receptor 3, tandem duplicate 2 (gene cxcr3.2). The transcript is spliced from 2 exons. NCBI's taxonomy places the organism in Eukaryota, Metazoa, Chordata, Actinopteri, Labriformes, Labridae. Gene Ontology annotation, molecular function: chemokine receptor activity. Gene Ontology annotation, biological process: immune response; chemotaxis; G protein-coupled receptor signaling pathway. The record is from RefSeq and is a predicted model, not a curated record. The coding region runs from base 294 to 1430 and encodes 378 amino acids. Gene Ontology annotation, cellular component: membrane.